Cadophora gregata is the source of this 1692-nucleotide messenger RNA. RefSeq lists its product as uncharacterized. The transcript has a single exon. The record is from RefSeq and is a predicted model, not a curated record. Bases 1 to 1692 code for a protein of 563 amino acids. NCBI's taxonomy places the organism in Eukaryota, Fungi, Ascomycota, Leotiomycetes, Helotiales, Ploettnerulaceae.
AUGCUUCCAAGCUCUCCGGGCACACUCAUCUUCUCCCGAAUCUUCGCCUGGUACUUCCGAAGUAUUGCACCUCUCAGCAUCGGAUAUUGGUUCCUCGUAACUUUCAGUCUGCUCCCAUUCAGACGGCUUCCAACUCCGCUGGAGAUAUGGGUCCUUGCCGAGUCCUUGUUCUACUUGGCGGUGUACCUGCCUAUGUCACACACAGUACAUGGAGCUGCCCUGAAAAUCGAGACCAGUACCCGAAGCCAGCGCCUUGAUCUGUACAACAAGUGUAUCUCGACCAUCACCGACCCAGUAAGAUACGUCUCGCUCUGGCAUCGAGGUGCGCCGAUCGAGAGUAUCGGACGCGAGAACAUCAAAGAGUGGAUUUGCUGGGCUUUCUUAGACAUAGGAUUUGGAGGGCCUGAUGAGAAUGAAGAACUCGAAGAGUAUGUUGAUACCAUGGAAGGCAUACUUCCAGACGGCAUGAAGUUCCGCCCUGGCAAGAAUCCGGCUGUGAGAACGCUGAGGUUCUCGUUGGAUCCAGUCAACAUUUCGCAUAAGCCACUUCUAUUCUAUGUCUUGGGCGUUGGAGGAGCUGAUAUUUAUGCUGCUCUCAUCAUGUGGUAUCAUGGAUACCAACACUACGCAACCAAGAAAUGGUUUGCCAGUUUUCCGUUUCGUCCACAGACACUUUUGUCCCCUCAGAAGUCUCCGGCAAAGCACAUAUCAUACUGGUAUCGUCCUCACACCUCUAAAACCAAACUUCCAAUCCUCUAUAUCCAUGGCAUUGGCAUCCUCCACACUUACGGAGACUUCUUCGCUGAGCUCGCCAUCACCCUUGACCAGGAGUACAGUCCUGAAGAUGGCCAAAUCGGUAUCAUUGUCCUCGAGAUCCUUCCAAUCUCGUUUCGAAUGACCCAUGCAGCGCUCUCAGCAGCAGACAUGCGAUCCGAGAUUCGCUCUAUCCUUAAUCAACAUUCCUGGUCUCAAUUCGUUCUUAUGGCGAAUUCAUAUGGCACCAUCAUUUCGGCACAAAUGCUUCGCGAAUCGUCACUGAAUGCCCGAAUAAGCGAUGUGAUAUUCAUCGACCCCGUAUCCUUCCUUCUACACCUCCCAGACAUGACUUAUAAUUUCACACGGCGUCCACCGCAGUCAGCUUCGGAGCAUCAACUGUAUUACUUUGCUUCAACGGAUAUGGGAGCAGCCCAUACACUUGCUCGAAGAUUCUGCUGGCCUGAUAACAUUCUCUGGAAAGAGGACCUGAAAACUCGUCGCUGGACAAUCAUGCUAAGCGAAUUGGACAUUAUCGUUGCAGCGGAUGCUAUUGGAAAAUAUUUGACUCGACCCAAGGGAGUCAAGGCAAUCGAUGAUGAUCGAGACGGAAGCGAGUGGAAGACCACAAAAUGGACUGGUGGAUCACUGGAUGUGAUGUGGCUCAAGGGACUGAACCAUGCUGAGGUAUUUGACACAGAGCGAGACAGGAAGAUGUUGAUCGAUAUUGCAUUAAACUAUUCGGAAGGCAAGACUAGAAAUGUUGCUGAGAGAUCAGAUGAGUUUGCGGACUUUGUGGAGAAGAGCUUGCUCUUCAAAGCAUCUCCAGCGAGGUUUGCGAGUACUUUUGGUUUGGACCGAACCAUGAGCUGGAAUCCAGAGGAUGAUGGUUCAUCAAUUGCAAGGGCAAAUAGGAGUUUAAAGAUACAUUGUAGCUAG